Messenger RNA from Thalassophryne amazonica, 4370 nucleotides. RefSeq names its product NACHT, LRR and PYD domains-containing protein 3-like. The record is from RefSeq and is a predicted model, not a curated record. The coding region runs from base 89 to 3421 and encodes 1110 amino acids. Gene Ontology annotation, molecular function: protein binding. NCBI's taxonomy places the organism in Eukaryota, Metazoa, Chordata, Actinopteri, Batrachoidiformes, Batrachoididae. The transcript has 11 exons.
UCGUGUACACAGAUUGUCAGGUUGGCUUAAGAAUGAGCUGCCUCUUGUUUUUGAUUUGAUCUGGAGUUUUUCAGGUGUUCAAGCCACCAUGAGCAACUCUGAGGAACCAGAUAAAGGAAGAGAUCAGCGACAUGACAGUCACAUGAAGCAGGAUAAGCGAGAUUCUCCUCAACCCAGUGUUGUGUCCAUGAAGAGUUGCUGGUCUAAGGCGGAGAAUCAUGACAUCAAAGAUGUACUCCAUUCUGUCAAACAAAGCCAAUCAAAGCAACAGAGUUUGGACUCACCUGAUCCAAGUGGAGUGUCCAUGAAGAGUCAGUGGUCUAAGGCUGAGCCUCCUUUUCAAUUCAAAGUCGGACUCCAUUUUUCAAAAAGCAACAACCAGAACACAUCAGAGGAUGUCACAGACCAGAACCGUCAAAUAGACCUUGAUGACACAUUCAUGCUGCUUGAGGAGAACAUUGUUAGUUUUGUGAAGACACAGCUGAACACAUUCAAAAAUCUUUUGAGUCCAAAUUGCCCACAAUCCAUGGAGAGGAACAAAAAAGACAUCGAAGAGUUUGCUGGUGAAGAGAAGAGGAGCAAUCAAGAGGCACUACUGAAGAUCACCCUCAGCCAUCUGAGAAGCAUGAACCAGGAGGAGCUGGCUGACCUCCUGCAGAGCAAGACUUUUUCUGCUAUUUGCCAACACAAAUUAAAGUCUAAUCUGAAGGAGAGGUUCCAGCGUAUUUUUGAGGGGAUUGCCAAACCAGGAAAGCCAACAUCCAUGGAUCAGAUCUACACAGAGCUCCACAUUACAGAAGGAGAGAGCAGAAAGGUCAAUGAUCAACAUGAGGUCAGAACAAUACAAGCUGCAUCCUGGAAACAUGACAAACCAGAAACAACAAUUAGAUGUCAUGAUAUAUUUAAAUUUGGACAAAAUCAGUCUGUCAGGACGGUGCUGACACAGGGGGUGGCCGGUGUUGGAAAAACAGUCUUAACACAGAAAUACACACUGGACUGGGCAGAAAACAAAACCAACCACAACAUACACUUUGUGUUUCCUUUUACUUUCCGAGAGCUGAAUUUGCUCAAAGAGAAAACAUACAGUCUGGUGGAACUGCUCCAUCACUUCUUUACCGAAACAAAAGAAGCAGGAAUCUGCACUUUUGAAGAGUUCCAGGUUGUGUUUAUUUUGGACGGGUUGGAUGAAUGCAGACUUCGUUUGGACUUCCAGAAUCACAAGAUCCUGACUGAUGUUACGGAGUCGACCUCAUUGGAUGUGCUGCUAACAAACCUCAUCAGGGGGAAACUGCUUCCUUCUGGUCAGCUCUGGAUAACCACACGGCCUGCAGCAGCCAGUCAGAUACCUCCUGAGUGCAUUGACGUGAUAACAGAAGUUAGAGGGUUCACUGAUCCACAAAAGGAGGAAUACUUCAGGAAAUACUUCAGAAAUGAAGAGACAGCGAGCAGAAUCAUUUCUCACAUCAAGAUGUCACGAAGUCUCCACAUCAUGUGUCACAUCCCCGUCUUCUGCUGGGUCACUGCCAAGGUUUUGGAUCACGUGCUGAAAACCAGUGAGAAAGCAGACUUGCCCAAGUCCUUAACUGAGAUGUACAUCCACUUUCUGGUGGUUCAGACAAAAAGAAAUGUGAAGUAUUAUGGAAGAGCUGAGACAGAUCGUCUGUGGAACACAGAGAACAUGAAGAUGAUUGGUGCUCUGGGAAAGCUGGCUUUUGAGCAGUUGGAGAAUGGAAACCUGAUCUUCUAUGAAUCAGACCUGAUGGAGUGUGGCAUUGACAUAAAAACAGCCUCUGUUUACUCAGGACUCUUCACACAGAUCUUCAAAGAAGAGCGGGGCCUGUAUCUGAAUAAGGUCUUUUGCUUUGUCCAUCUGAGCAUUCAGGAGUUUCUGGCUGCACUCUAUGUCUUUCUAACAUUUAUCAACACUGGAGUGGAUCUUCUGAGAGAAAAACAACUCCUCUCACCACAGAUGAAGAUUUCACGUGUGGAUUUUAAAGUUAAAAACAUCUACCAGAGGGCAGUGGACAAAGCUCUACAGAGUCCAAAUGGACACCUUGAUUUGUUUGUCCGCUUCCUCCUUGGUCUUUCACUGGACACCAAUCAGACUCCCCUAUGUGGUCUUCUCAAAAAGACAAGAGGUAAACCACCGACCAGAGAGAAGGUAGUGCAGUACAUCAAGGAGAAGAUCAGGCAAAAUCCAUGUGCAGAGAGAACCAUCAAUCUGUUCCACUGUCUGAAUGAACUCCAUGACCAUUCUCUUGAGUAUGAGAUCCAACAGUACCUCAGAUCCGGAGAUAUCUCCAAAAACAAACUUGCUCCUGCUCAGUGGUGUGCACUCGUCUUCAUCUUACUGUCAUCACAAAAGGAACUGGAUGUGUUUGAUCUGAAGAUGUUCUCAGCUUCAGAGGAAGGUCUUUUGCAGCUGUCGUCAGUGGUCAAAGCCUCCAAACGAGCUCUGCUGAGUGGCUGUAACCUGUCACAGAUGAGCUGUAGCACUAUAGGCUCAAUUUUCAUGUCUAAAGACUCCAGUUUGACACAGUUGGACCUGAGUAACAACGACCUAGAGGACAAGGGGGUGAAGCUGCUGUGUGCUGGACUGGGGAGUCCACAAUGUAGACUCGAGAUUCUCAGUUUAUCCAGCUGUCUGGUUACAAAGGACAGCUGUGAUUCAUUGGCUAUUGCUCUGAAGUCUAAUCCUGGCCACUUGAGAGAGCUGGACCUGACAUACAAUCACCCAGGAGAAGAAGGAGAGAAGCUGCUGUCUGCUCUCCGGGAAGAUCCACACUACAAACUGGACAUUCUCAGGACCGACCAUUGUGGAAAGUGGUGUUUGAACCCAGUACCCCUCCGGUAUUUCACUGAGCUUUCCCUGGAUCCAAACACAGCACACAGAAACCUCUUACUGUCUGAAGACAACAAAAAGGUGAUGGUGGUGACAGAGAGGCAGCCAUAUCCUGACCAUCCAGACAGGUUUGAUGGCUGGAUGGUGGUGCUGUGCAGAAAUCCUCUGCCUCAACGCUGUUACUGGGAGGUGCAGUCGAAAGGAAGGGUUUACAUAGGAGUGACAUACAGAGGAAUCAGCAGGCUAGGAAAAAGUGACGACUGCUGCAUAGGAUGGAAUGAUCAGUCCUGGAGUCUGUUCUGCUCUGGACAAAGUUACAUCGCCUUGCACAACAACACAACAACAGAAAUAUCUAUGCCUCCCUCUGAUGCUGGCCGAGUAGGAGUGUAUCUGGACCAUCCGUCUGGGACUUUGUCCCUCUUCAGUCUCCCGUCUGUAGUCAGCUCCGACAGACGAAUCCACCUCCACACGUUCCACGCAACAUUCACUGACACACUCUACCCAGCGUUUGCUUUCGGACGAAGUACCGAAUCUGGGUUUUUGCAUUCCUCAGUUUGUCUGUUUCAGCUUCCUUCAUAGAAAAAGUCGGUGGCUAUCUGACUCAACACAUGCCAAUUAAUAACACACAUUCAUGCCUUUCCGCUGCUAUUGGAAAAGUAAAAAUGAAUUGUGUUUGUAGAGUAGUUCUGAAUGUGACAUUGGAUGGUUAUCUGUUUGUUUGCUCUGCGAUUCUUUGGCAACUUGUCCAGUGUAUACGCUGCCUCUCUCCUGUUGUAUGCUGGAACAGUGUCCAGCUUCAAAUCUCUAACUCAAGCACCACCCAUGAGCAUGAACAACAACUAAUUCCACCCCAAUGUUUUGUUUUGUUUGUUUGCUUGUUUGUUUUUAUCCUUAUUAAAUGAAUGUCAAGGAAGACUCAAUGUGCUAUGACAAUAUUUUGUCCAUGGUGCUUGCUUCUUUAUGCAUGAUCCAGCAUGCAAGUACCUCAGUGCUCAGGACUCCAGCAACCACAAAAGGGCAAGAAGAUAUCCACGUCUCACUGGGCAGUGGCAGAUAGAUGCUAUUCAUGGAUGGACUGGUUCCCUGACUUCAAUAAAUUAUAACAAAAUGGAAAAUUAUAGUUUUCCACCACAACAGAGUCAUUGCAUGCAUAUGCACCAACUAAAAUUAAUGCAACAUAAUGUUCCUUGAAUGCUUGUAAUACCUUUCUUAUCAGAGAAGGAGCACAAAGCAUGCACUGCCUGCUCUCAGAUGAACACACAGCAAGAUGCCAGCAGUACUCUAAGGGCUGCCUCUCACUGCAGAUUUUUGGUUCCUAAUUGUCUACGCUUCUUGUUGCAAAAACAAAAAAAACUACUGAAUACCCAGUCGGGCCUGACAUUGGGUGUAAUGUGUGGGAAAAUUAGCAUUGUAGAGUAUGAUAAGCAGUUGGGAAAUUUUAAAACAUGUUUUAAAAAAAUCUGUGACAUUGAGAUAAAUUGUGAACCACAAAAUGUGAGUACUCAGAUUUGAUUCGCACAGAUUGGGG